This is a messenger RNA of Rhodamnia argentea, 2042 nucleotides long. Its product is annotated as O-fucosyltransferase 39. NCBI's taxonomy places the organism in Eukaryota, Viridiplantae, Streptophyta, Magnoliopsida, Myrtales, Myrtaceae. The transcript is spliced from 10 exons. Bases 212 to 1735 code for a protein of 507 amino acids. The record is from RefSeq and is a predicted model, not a curated record.
AGAGAGAGGGGAAGAGGGAUUAAAGUUGGUGUUGUUCUGUUUGGUGGCCUCUCUCUGCCUCCUCCAUUAAAGCUUUUGUGAGGUGUAGUAGGGUUCUUCGUCUGCUUCUGCUUCCUCAAUCAACAUCAAAGAAAACAAGAAAAAAUCCAAGUUUGAGAGAGGGGGGAGAGCUUCGAGAUCUCAGGCUUUUUGGCUUGGCUUUGAGGUUAACAUGAGGCAUCAGAGUGGAGGGACUCUUCUUGGGCUCUUGGGUUUGCUUCUCCCUGUUUUCAUCCCCAGUUUGUUCAGUCCUCUGAGCCACGCUUCGCCUUCUGCUCUCUCGGAAUGGAAUGCUCCCAAGCCGAGGCACUUGCAUCUUUUUAAGAGUGCUGUGGAACGCCAAAGUUCAGAUUCAGUACAAAACGAGCUCUGGAAUCCAUUGAGUGGCCAAGGAUUGAGACCGUGCAUCCUGACUACAAACACUCCUUCCUUGCCUGAGAAAAGCCAGGGAUAUAUUCAAGUGUUUCUAGAUGGAGGCUUAAACCAGCAGAGAAUGGGGAUAUGUGAUGCAGUUGCUGUGGCUAAAAUACUGAAUGCCACAUUAGUUAUUCCGUACCUCGAAGUAAAUCCUGUUUGGCAAGAUUCAAGCUCAUUUGGGGACAUAUUUGAUGUCGAACACUUUAUUGAUGCACUGAAAGAUGACAUUCGUAUAGUCAGAGAUCUGCCUGAUGACUUCUCUUGGAGCACAAGAGAUUACUAUGCUACUGCUAUUCGCCCUACCAGAAUUAAGACUGCACCUGUUCAUGCUUCAGUCAACUGGUAUCUGGAGAAUGUCUCACCUGUGCUACUGAGUUACGGGAUUGCUGCUAUUGCCCCAUUCUCGCAUCGCUUGACCUUUGACAAUUUGCCGAUGGACAUUCAGCGAUUGCGUUGUAAAGUGAACUUUGAAGCACUGAGCUUUGUCCCUCAUAUUAGAGCACUUGGAGAUGCUCUUGUCAAUCGUCUCCGGUACCCAUCUGAUGAUAGUAGAGCAACUGCUGGCAACUACCUGCGAGAGGUCACUGAUUUCACUGCUAAAGAAGCAGGGAAGUUUGUUGUUCUACAUCUUCGGUUCGAUAAGGAUAUGGCUGCACACUCAGCAUGUGAUUUCGGUGGGGGUAAAGCUGAAAAACUGGCUCUGGCAAAAUACCGGCAAGUUAUCUGGCAAGGAAGGGUACUUAACUCUCAGUUCACUGACGAAGAGCUGCGAAGUCAAGGACGUUGCCCGUUGACUCCUGAAGAGAUUGGAUUGCUGCUUGCUGCAUUGGGAUUUGACAAUUCUACUCGUCUAUACCUUGCCUCCCACAAGGUGUAUGGCGGAGAAGCCAGAAUUUCCACACUAAGGAAAAUGUUUCCACUGAUGGAGGACAAAAAGAGUCUCGCAUCCGCGGAGGAGCGAGUCCAGAUAAAAGGGAAGGCCUCUUUGCUGGCUGCGGUGGAUUAUUAUGUCAGCAUGCACAGCGACAUCUUCAUCUCUGCUUCUCCAGGGAAUAUGCACAAUGCUUUGGUGGGGCACAGGACCUACGAGAACAUGAAGACCAUAAGGCCAAGCAUGCCGCUAUUGGGUCAGCUCUUCUUGAAUAAGAACAUCAGCUGGUCCGAGUUUCAGGAAGCGGUCAUUGAAGGGCAUAAGAACAGACAAGGUCAAAUCAGAUUGAGGAAGCCUAAACAAUCCCUAUACACAUAUCCGGCUCCUGAUUGUAUGUGCGGUGCGUAAUCUAAUUUUUACUUCUUUUCCCAUUAUAGUGUUGAAUUACUGGGGGAGGGGGCCAUACGGCAUGUCAGUGUCAUUAUUGUUUGUGGCAUGUAAUAUUUGGUCAAUAAAAAAGCGGUCCUGUUUUGCCCGGUCAUUGUGGGACUUUACUUUCCAUGUUGUGCUUAGGGAGAGCGCGGAGGAGUGUAGAGGUCGGGACACAGGAGGGAUUUAUACGGAAAACAGGGCUGCUUUUGUCGACGUCUUCUGGGUUUCCUUAUAUAUUUGUGAACAGAAAGAUUUGGACUCAUAUAAUACUACAGAUUAUUGC